Messenger RNA from Paramisgurnus dabryanus, 4225 nucleotides. RefSeq names its product chemerin-like receptor 1. Gene Ontology annotation, cellular component: plasma membrane. Gene Ontology annotation, molecular function: G protein-coupled receptor activity; complement receptor activity. The record is from RefSeq and is a predicted model, not a curated record. NCBI's taxonomy places the organism in Eukaryota, Metazoa, Chordata, Actinopteri, Cypriniformes, Cobitidae. Gene Ontology annotation, biological process: positive regulation of cytosolic calcium ion concentration; inflammatory response; complement receptor mediated signaling pathway.
AGUAGACAGAACAUCGUCUUGCAGUGCACUUUGUGUCUCAGUCCUACAGGUCUCCCGUAAACACAGCACAGUUCUUUCUGCUGGACGCCCACUGGACUGAUUUUCUUGAUUCCUUUGUUUCACUGCCAAAAGCUUUACAAGAUGUCGACCACCGAGACCUAUGAUUAUGAUUCCGAACUUCAAAGAAAUGUAACAGUACCACCAGCAGCAACAACAACAGUAAACAUAACACUAUUACAACAGGAUCUACAGUAUAAACAUCAAGUCAGGUUGAUGUACCUUGCAACAUACUGUAUCGUUGUGAUCAUGGGCGUGACCCUUAACUUCACCAUCAUGCUCAUUUGCUGCAGGAAAUACAAGAGUUUCCAAAAGGUUGUCAUUUGGAUUUUGGCCUUGGCUGUAACACACCUGAUCUCUUGUGUGUCUGUUGUGUUUCAAUUCCUCUACGCUUUUAAUGACUUUGAAUGGAAAUAUGGAGCUGUCAGUUGCAAGCUGUCAUCCUACAUCAUCUAUAGCAGUAUGUUCUCCACAGCAACCAUGUUGAGCCUUUGGAGCGUUAGCUCUGCUAUUUCUAAAAGCCCGUGCACAAAGUGGUGCAAGAACCUUAACAUUAUUCUGAUUUCAUUCUCCUGGAGUUUUGCAGCCGUCUUGGCAAUGCCGUCCCUGUUUUCAAGAGAGAUUCAGAAAGAUCAGUGUAUUGAUGACUUUGGCUUUGAACAUGAUUCAAAACCAACUGCAGACAGCAUUACAAAGCUAAAGGCUGUCGUCAUAUCACGAUUUCUGUUUGGGCUUCUUAUCCCAGCUUUUGUAAUGUUUGUCAGUUGUUUGUGUCAUGUAUCCAAUUCAUAUCACCACUGUGAUCACUGUAAGAAGCAGACACAGAUCAUCUGUGCGGUUAAGGUUGCCUACUUUGUGUCCUGGAGCCCGCAAAUCUUUCUAACCCUGAUUCAAGGAACUUCAGGCAGUCUGAACCCACGUGUGCUUGAAUAUGGACUUCCAGCAGCAACGGCACUGGCUACAACCCACUGCUUCACCUGUCCGCUCAUCUACAUUUUAGUUGGGUGUAGCAAUAAAAUGCAAUGGAUUGAGCACGACCCGGAUCACACUGAAAUUACAACAGACGAGGCUGAUUCCAUGCCUUUACAGAGGAAUAAUCAUGCAUGAAAACGGGUCAGGGGUGAAAAAGGUGAGAAGGGUGUUCGAGGGGCGACAUGGCCUCUGAUGGGGCCAUGAGGUGGGGGUACUCCCCCAAAUAAUAUGGCCUCAUUAGGGGACAAGCUGUAACUUAACUUGUUUAUUCUUCAGGCAUGUGAUUGGCCAAGGACAAAAAAAGAAGGAAGGAACCCAACACCAUAACUUAAGCAAAAAAUACAUUAUGACCAUUAUUUCAAUUAUUUAUUUCUGACGGACAAUUAAGAUUGUACAUUUCAAAUGUAAACAUUUGACUAGUAACAGAAACCAUGUUUAAUUAAAUGGCUUGAUAAAUGUGGAAAGCUGUAACAAGUAGCAUUCCCUUACUAUUUUACAUCUGCAAUAAUUUUAUUUUGCCAUAAUCUGACCAUUAGUUGCAAGGCCGUACAAUUUUAAGUUGGCCUUGGAAUAGGGUGGACCUGAAGGCCUAUGUGUAAUUUAAAAUUACUUCAUUUUACAAUAUAGCAAUGGUUAAAUGAAUUACAUUAUUGUUUUUGAGUCAUGGGUUGAAUAAUUUUCAGAUCAGCAAAAAAGUGAUGUGGGUAAAUAAAAUAAAAACAAAUCAAGAAAGGACAAGCAUAUAAAAUAGAAAAGAACAAAGUACAAAUAAAGUAAGAUCUAACAGUAUUGAUUAGGCAGAGAAACAGUAUCAAAUUAAUAUAACACUGUUUUCAUUCUAUAAAUUGAAUAUAAUUGAUCUUUUUAAAGCUAUAAAGGUGAUUUUCCUUUUGUCUUCUGUAGUUUGACUAACAUAAUGACUCAAACAUAAGCAUGUCCCUUUAACACCAGUGGAGAAGCGCUGAUCUAUACACUGACACAUAGAUUAAAAGUUCACUUUAGCAUCUUUGUCGCUCAAAUAGUCUUAAAGCGCUUAAAUGUUACUGUAAACGAUAAACUUUCUUAUUAACAAUAUUAGUAGCUAGCAGUAUGUUUUUAUUAACAGCAUUUGAUGCAAUAUUUUGCAGUUUUACCAUAUUUACAUUUGCGUAUUUACAGAUGUAGGCUAGUAACGUUAGACCAAUGUGACUUACAAGCGAGGAGUAUGUCCAUCAUUCGUUCCAAUCCAUUCCAAUAAAAAAAUCUUUCAGGUCACUUUGCAAUGUCAGUCUGUGCAUAUAUGUUGUUUUAAUUGAUUGACGCCUCAAAAUUCUACAGUUAUAGUUUUACGGCGUUUUGUGUCUUACACUUGACUUUUCGUCCCGAAGGCAGUUGCUGUACGCAUCUUCAACAAGCAUGUGAAGCAUAGACUGUAAAAAAUAUGGACGACGCGCCGUCGCCUCCCACUAUUGUAAUGAAUUGAAGCCAAAAAUGUCCGACCACGGUCGGCGCCAUGUUACGUAACAAUGUCAGUUUGAAGCCAGGGCAUGCGUAUAAGGAAUCGUCCGUGGAGCCAGAGGCGGAGCCGCGGUAUUAAACUUCCGCCCAAACGCUCGCGGGACCAAUUCAACCACGCCAAUCAUAACGACACGCCCCGUUUCUAGCAUCAAAUUACAAGCUAAAAUGAAGCUUACCACAAUAAUGAACACUUGAACAUAUAUCAAAGGACCAAAAUCAUCUUUCGGAAAUUUUUAUUGGAAGUGUAAAUAUUUUUUUUAUUAGUCCCAUUCGUUUGAAUGGAGAGGGCGGGGUUUAUGACUUGUACUGCAGCCAGCCGCCAGGGGGCGAUCAAAGAGCCAGAGGCUUCACUUUUCAAGGCUUAUGAGGCACACCCGAUGUGAAGCAUUUGACGAAAAAGACAGAAAGACGGAUGACAUCACAGUAGCGCGAAAGCCGUUCGAAAGCAGACUUUCCUAUGACUUCUCGAUUCACUCUCGUUGGUACUUUGAUGUCACCUGCCUGUCGGUUUUUGCAGCGCGGCAUAAACUUAAACAAAUCUAAUGUCUGGGAUACAUGUUUGAUGAGGGCGAAGGGCGCGUCAACAAACAACGCGUGCAUACCCUCCAACCUUCCAAAAUUUCUUAUCUAAUCUACACGAUUCAUGUGGGUCACCUGUUUUGGCGUCGUCGAAUUUUGCUGAAAGGUGAGGGAUUUUCAUGCCUGAAUAAGUAAAUGCUUUGUAGAUACAGUAUAUGUCAGGGUUUGGCAUAGAAGCAUCAAGAUAGAAGUGUCAUUUGAUAUUUUGUACAUAAAGUCAUAUAAAUUGUGUGUUUGUAUUUCAUGUAGAUGUUUAAAACUGUAAGCCUACAGUUUUUUUAUUUGGAAAACUUUUACUUAACUAAAUUCUAAAACUUUUUACUUUCAUUCAUAUUGAAUUUCAUUUAAUACUUAAAGGUGCAGUGUGCAAUUUUUUAGAAGGAUCUCUUGACAGAAAUGCAAAAUAAUAUACAAAACUAUAUUAUCAGAGGUGUAUAAAGACCAUUCAUAAUGAACUGUUAUGUUUUUAUUACCUUAAAAUGAGACAUUUUAUCUACAUACUAAGGGUCUCCUUACAUGGAAGUCACCAUUUUGUGCCACCAAGAAGCCCUUAACUGACAAACCUUUUUACUAAGUUGUCUCCGAAGAUGACAUGUUUGUCCGGUGGCCGCUGCUGUAGCUUUUCUACGUGUUUCAAAAGCGAGGGGUGAGCAGUGGACUGAGCCAUUGGUUGCAGUUUGCAACCUCACCACUAGAUGCAGCUAAAAUUUACACACUGCACCUUUAAUGUACUGGAGUAAAAAGUGUGAUGUUAUAUCCAAAGUAGUAUGCUUUGUAAUGUAGUGAAUAUUUUUUAGUAAAAAAAAACACUCUGAAAAAGUAAAGAUAUUUGUAAAUAUAUUUAAGAAGAUUGGGAAUACUUCACUACUGUCCACCACUGACUCUUAUAGAUGAUGAAGUAAUAUAACCUGUACAAUGGUGCUUUUUUGGUGUCAUAAUCAUUUAUUUUUAUAUGUUUGUAAUGUCUAUAAAAAGAGUUUUAUUUGUCACAUACCCAGUUAUAUGCAUGUACAACCUAUAGCGAAAUGUCAUUUGGUAUGCUAAAAUUGUACUAUACAUGAUUACAUUACUUAACAAUAUUACAUUUUUACUAACUAAAACCCGUAUUAAACAAACAGUA